AUAUUGGGUAGGAUACUAUCUUUAUUAUGGACUUUCCUCGAUUGAUGAUCCUAAUGAUGAAGAUAAGAAAAGUCAACGUUUUGAAAAAGCUGCAGCAUUAUUUAAAGAAGCAGCAGAUUCGGGUUUAGCUGAUGCUCAAUUACGUUAUGGACAUUGUUUAUGGUUAGGAGAAGGUGUCCAAAAAAAUAUAAAAGAAGCAAUUGAAUAUUUUCAAAAGUCAGCAGAUAACGGUAAUACUACUGCAUUAUAUAAUAUUGGUAAUUUAUAUUAUAAUGGAUCAGCAGGAGUUUCUCAGGAUAAGGAAUUAGGGAUUAGAUAUUUAAGAAAGGCUGCUCUGCAAGGACAACCUAAAGCAUUGGAGAUGUGUAAAAGGAAAGAGAUUGGAUUGGUGG
Molecule: messenger RNA, 392 nt
Organism: Dentiscutata heterogama
Lineage: Eukaryota; Fungi; Glomeromycota; Glomeromycetes; Diversisporales; Gigasporaceae
Source: the annotation of a GenBank genome assembly